Verticillium nonalfalfae is the source of this 942-nucleotide messenger RNA. RefSeq lists its product as uncharacterized. The coding region runs from base 1 to 942 and encodes 313 amino acids. The record is from RefSeq and is a predicted model, not a curated record. Gene Ontology annotation, molecular function: metal ion binding. The transcript has 2 exons. NCBI's taxonomy places the organism in Eukaryota, Fungi, Ascomycota, Sordariomycetes, Glomerellales, Plectosphaerellaceae.
AUGACGGCUGAACUCAUCAUGCCGUCCGUCCGCGAUCUGACCCACCCUCACGGUGGUCACUGGGAGCACUACGCUCUCCCUCAGCGCCCGCACUUCUCCCACACGCGCUCGCAAUCCUAUCAGCUGCCCAACAACAGCAAUGCCAACAGCACACCCAUCACCACCACUUCUCACCACACAUCCCCAUUACACACCCCAGGCGCAACCUCGCCAACGUCACCCGGCACUCGGUCUCUUGCUGCUGCCCGCCAGGCGCGACCACUCUUCAUGCCUGCCGUCCUGCGCCCCACUGAGUUCUCCUCAAAGUUGCCUCGCUCUCCCAAGAACGAAGACGGACCUGAGAGUCCCGCCGACCUGAAUCUGCAGCGCGUCAACAGCAGCUUCAUCAGUCUUCCGGGCCUGAGCAUGAUCGGUUCGCGACUGAGCCGGCGCUCCACGGGGGACAGCGGAAAGGCGAUGGACUGCGAUUUGGAUCCGGAGCUGUUCCCCGAGGUCAGCGGCGAACCUACGCGCAAGCACUGGAAGCCCGAUCCUCACGCCUCAAUGUGCGAUGACCCUACUUGCCAGCGUACAUUCAACUACUUCAACCGCCGCCAUCACUGCCGCAAGUGUGGCAACAUCUUCUGUGACAGCCAUUCUGCGCAGACAAUCCCUCUCGACCAGGACCUCAACUACAACCCUCGGGGUUCCCCCUCGCGCUCCUGCGGGCACUGUUUCACCCAGUUCAUCGCGUGGAAGAGCCGAAACAACAGCCAGGCCAGCAGCGAUCAGGGCUCUUCAGUCGACACUGCCGCCGGCCCCAUGCCUGGUGCCGCCAUCCCUACGGGAAGCGCGAGCCCUGUUCCCACCAGCAGCCCCAGUGGUAGCGUCACUAUGGGUUAUGCCAGAGGCCCGGAGGUUGCCGCCAGUGUGCCUAGAGAUUGGAACUGGAGCACCUUCUAG